AUGAUAAAUGAUAUUCGCAAUGCACCAAAAGAAAGUCUCAGUUUACAAGAUGCUAUCAAUGAUAUGAUGCAGCUGGAACAUGUCAUGGGCAAGGAGCUCCAAUAUGAUCCCUACCACAUAGAGGUUAUCAAAGGCACUUUGACUCGGCAUAUCAGCACUCAACUCCCUGAUAUUCAUGCUGAGAUUUUGGAGGCAUUAGCAGCAGAGCUUCCAGAAGAAACUGAAUGGAAGGAAGUUCAUGCUUUCAGAGCAAUCAGGAAAAUUGUGUGCAGAGCAACCAAUAGAGCUUUUGUUGGUGCUCCAUUGUGUCACAACCCAGAAUAUAUGGACCUCAACAUAAAAUUUGCAAUCAAUGUCUUUCUUACAGCAGUAAUUAUGAAUCUUAUACCAGGUUUUAUGGGAUUCUUGAAAGUUGCAGUUGCCAAAUGGUUAUCUCCAAGUUCUAGAACAAUCAAUCAAGCUGUCAAGCAUCUUCGUCCUAUAAUUCAAGAGCGGCUAGACAAAGAAAGGGAGUACAAUGGUGAAUGGCCAGGAAAACCAGAUGAUUUUUUGACCUGGCUUAUGUCAGAGGCUCAAGGGAACCAAUUAACCAUUGAAAAUCUUACACUGCGUAUUCUUUCAGUCAAUUUUGCAACAAUUCACACAACUAGCAUUGUAUUGGUCAAUUGCCUCUAUGCUCUUGCUGCCCAUACAGAGUAUAUCCAACCUUUGAGAGAAGAAGUAAAAGGCCUUGUUGAGGAAUAUGGGUGGACUAAGACUGCUAUAUCAAAAAUGUGGAAAUUAGACUCCUUUAUGAAGGAAGCUGAGCGAACAAAUGGUGGAAGUGCUGUAAGCAUGCAUAGGAAGGCACUUAAAGAAUUCACUUUCUCGAAUGGAACUAGUGUGCCUGCUGGCACUAUUUUGGCUGUAGCUGUCAAUGCAGUUCAUCAUGAUGAUGCCAUAUACCCAAAUGCCAACAAUUUCAAUGGCUACCGCUUUUCUUCCAUUCGAGAGCAACAAGGUGAAAGUAUCAAACAUCAAAUGAGUACCCCUGAUCUCAGCUGGUUGCUCUUUGGGCAUGGUCAUCACUCAUGUCCAGGCCGAUUCUUUGCAGUCAAUGUUCUCAAGCUGAUUCUCGCAUCACUCAUUCUCAAGUAUGAUAUCAAAUUUGAAAGAGAAGGAGAAGUGCCUCCAAAUGAAUGGCUCUCUGUCAACAACAUGCCUAAUACUUCUGCAAAAGUAUUGGUACGAAAGGUGACUUUAAAGGGAGUGUGA
Molecule: messenger RNA, 1254 nt
Organism: Marasmius oreades (fairy-ring Marasmius)
Lineage: Eukaryota; Fungi; Basidiomycota; Agaricomycetes; Agaricales; Marasmiaceae
Exons: 12
Coding region: 1-1254 (417 amino acids)
Molecular function (GO): heme binding; iron ion binding; monooxygenase activity
Source: RefSeq, a predicted model, not a curated record